This is a messenger RNA of Lates calcarifer (barramundi perch), 3555 nucleotides long. RefSeq names its product helicase, POLQ like (gene helq). The transcript has 18 exons. Gene Ontology annotation, molecular function: ATP binding; nucleic acid binding. The coding region runs from base 295 to 3468 and encodes 1057 amino acids. The record is from RefSeq and is a predicted model, not a curated record. Lineage: Eukaryota; Metazoa; Chordata; Actinopteri; Centropomidae.
AAAAGAUUACAUGUUACCCACUUCGAAGAUUCAAGACAAGACAGAAAUCCUCACGGAAUGAGCGAAGUAGUUACACAGCUCGCCAGCGUGUCUAACUAGUUAACUACUAACGAAUCAACGAUAUUGUUUGUUUUUAUAACGUUGCAUUAAUCUCACCAAGUAGCGUGUGUGACUAUUACCCGACUCUCUGACUGAAUCUCCACCGUUUGUAGCUCUGUUUUGACGCAGUACAAAGAAGAAAACCACAAACUGGCAGAAGUUGGAGCUGGUUAAGCAAACUGGACCCGGACAGUAAUGAACGCUGGAACUCAGGGAAUCCGAAUCAGAAGAGUUUCCUCGAGGAAGAGGUCGAGAGACAGCCUGCAGACUCACCUGACACCUGCCAGGAAGAGAGGGGGAGGAGACACCUGUUUACAGCAAUGUCCCAGAAACAGGAGGCUCAGCAGCAUCAUGGCUCAGAUACAACCUGCUGAGUACUGCAGUGACAGUGAGGACCUGUUUGGGGACUAUGACAGUAUCCUGGAGGACAGCUCUCUCCUGGCGAAGCUGGAUGAUGCAGAGGAGACUGAGAGGCAGCGCGACCUCCAGAGCGCGGCUCACAUCGUCGCCGUCGAUCAGCAGGACUUCAUUGCUCUGCGACCGUCGAAGGACGGCGCCUGGAAACGGUCCGGUGAAGACAUCCUCACCGACUCCAUCCUAGACGGCCUCGGAGACGAACCCUUCGAGGACCUGCCGGGCAGCCAGGUUCAGUUUCAGGAGCAGGUGGAUGAAAAUGUGAAGAGGAGGAGGCUGCAGGAAGGAGAGAAGACUUCAACACCGUUCAGAAACACUGACACUGAGGCAGGAAGAGACAGAAACAUGGAGGAUAAAACCAAGAGACGAAGCAAAGCGAGGAGGAGUGUGACUGACCAGCUGAAGAGGACGAUGCUCUGCAACGCCGCCGCUCCCUCCAACGUCUCUCGGACGGUGGUGUUAAAGGAGGCCGUGGUUUCUGAGGAGAUCAGCGUCGCCAUGCAGGCCAUGGAAACUGUAUCUGCUGAGACCACGGACCUCGGGCCUUUCUUCGGACUCCCCACCAAAGUAAAAGACCUGAUGCACAAACUGAGAGGAAUCAAGAAUUUAUAUGAUUGGCAGGAGACAUGUCUGAACCUGGACUGUGUUCAGCAGAGGAAGAAUCUGAUCUACUCUCUUCCCACCAGCGGAGGGAAAACUCUUGUUGCGGAGAUCCUGGUCCUCAGAGAGCUGCUGUGCAGGAAGAAAGACUGUCUGUUCAUCUUACCCUACAUUUCACUGGUGCAGGAGAAGGUCCGUGGGUUAGCGAGCUUCGGCCUGGAGCUGGACUUCAUGGUGGAGGAGUACGCCGGCAGUAAGGGCAAGUUUCCUCCAGUGAAGAGGAGAGAGAAGAGAUCACUGUACGUCGCGACGAUAGAGAAAGCCCACAGCCUGGUGAACUCUCUGAUAGAAACCAACAGGCUGGAUAACCUGGGACUGGUGGUGGUCGAUGAGCUUCACAUGCUGGGUGACGGCAGCAGAGGGGCGAUUAUUGAAAUGACACUGGCUAAAGUUCUGUAUAUGAGCAAAAAGACUCAGAUUAUUGGGAUGAGCGCCACUCUGGGAAACAUCAGAGACCUGCAGACAUUUCUAAAGGCUGAAAAUUACACCAAUGACUUCAGACCUGUUCAGCUGAAAGAAUAUGUCAAACUGAAUGACACCAUCUAUGAAGUGGACCCAAAGGAAGAGGACUGUUUUAGGUUCUCACGUCUUCUCAACUUUAAGUACUCCAGUGCGAUGCAGAAGAUCGACCCGGAUCAUAUCAUCGCUCUGGUGACUGAAGUCAUUCCCACUCACUCGUGUCUGGUUUUCUGUCCCACGAAGAAGAACUGUGAGAACGUCGCAGGGAUGAUCUGCAAAUACCUGAAAGAGGAGUUCCUGCAGCACAGGCAGGCAGAGAAGGCCGUCCUCCUCAGAGAGCUGAGGGACAGUGGGAACGGCUCGGUGUGUCCGGUGCUCAGGAGGACCGUGCCGUACGGUUUGGCCUAUCACCACAGCGGACUGACCUCAGAGGAGAGGAAACUGGUGGAGGAGGCCUACUCCAGCGGGGUCCUCUGUCUCCUCACCUGCACCUCCACCCUGGCUGCAGGGAUCAACCUACCUGCCCGCAGAGUGAUUCUGCGAUCGCCGUACGUGGCCACGGACUUCCUGAAGAGAAGUCAGUACAAACAGAUGGUGGGGCGAGCCGGGCGAGCCGGGAUCGACACGGUGGGAGAGAGCAUCCUCAUCCUGCAGAGCAAAGACAGGAACAUGGCUCAAACACUCGUGUGUUCCCCGAUGGAGAACUGUUACAGUAACCUGAUGCACGACGAUGGAAAAGGCAUCACGAGUCUCAUCCUGUCGCUCAUCGGCCUGAAUGUCACCUCCUCGUCAGAGCAGCUCAGAGACUUCCUGCGUGGGACGCUGCUGUUCGUUCAGCAGCAGCAGCUGUGUGCGGAGCAGAGUCUGUGGGAGGUGGUGCAGCAGAAGGUCGACCUGCUGAAGGACAAAGAUCUCAUCACUGUGACUCCAGACGCUCAGACUCUGCAGGUCACCAAGCUGGGCAGAGCCACGUAUAAAGGCUCAGUGGAUCUGACCCACAGUGACGUCCUGUACAGAGACCUGUCCAGAGGUCUGGAGGGUCUGCUGCUCAACAGCUGCCUGCACCUGGUCUACCUGGUCACACCGUACGACAUGAUCUCGCAGUGCAAACCAGACUGGAGGAUUUACUUCAGACAGUUCACCCUGCUGUCAGCUGCAGAGCAGAAGAUGUCCGCCGCCGUCGGAGUCCCGGAGAGUUUUGUAGCCAGAAAAGCUGCAGGACAGACAGGUGAAAAACGUAAGAAAACACAGAGACAGAAUGGAAUGUUUCAGUCUGGCAGCUUGAUGAAGUCGUGGUCGUCGUUUCAGGGCGUGGACAUGGAGGCCGUGAGGAGGAUGUACCUGGCUCUGGUGCUGUUUUCUCUCCUGAAGGAGACGAACCUGUGGAGCGUGGCCGACAGGUUCCAGCUGAGCCGAGGCUUCGUCCAGACUCUGCUCAGCUCCUCCUCGGCUUUCUGCUCCUGCGUCCUGCACUUCACCGAGGAGCUGGAGGAGUUCUGGCCAUUCAAAGCUCUGCUGACGGAGCUGACUCGGAGGCUGAGUUACUGUGUGAAGGCUGAACUCAUCCCUCUGAUGGAGGUGGUCGGAGUCAUGGAGUCCAGAGCGAAGCAGCUGUAUAACUCCGGCUACAAGACUCUGACUCACCUGGCGAACGCCGACCCUGCCGUCCUGUCCAGGACGAUAGAGAACCUGUACAGGAAACAGGCCAGUCAGAUCGUGGCCUCGGCUAAAAUGCUGCUGAAUGAAAAGGCUGCAGCUCUUCAGGAGGAGGUGGACGAGCUGCUGACGGUUCCUUCAGAUCUGCCCACGACCCCCAACACACAACAACUCACCUGAGGUCACUCAUCACAGAGGAGUUUUAUUCUCUGGAAACUGUUUUUAUUGUUUCACUGCUUUGAAUAUCAUUAAAAUAAUGAACUAAAA